Molecule: messenger RNA, 2562 nt
Organism: Cornus florida
Lineage: Eukaryota; Viridiplantae; Streptophyta; Magnoliopsida; Cornales; Cornaceae
Product: protein CHUP1, chloroplastic-like
Exons: 5
Coding region: 319-2247 (642 amino acids)
Biological process (GO): chloroplast organization
Cellular component (GO): chloroplast outer membrane
Source: RefSeq, a predicted model, not a curated record
UCCACUAAUCAAUCACUAACGUUGUGUUCAUACGCAACUGUUUGAGAACCAACAUUUUCAACCUGCAAGAGAAGAUCAAAUCAAAGCGUCUUCCAUGUUAACUUUCUCUCGCUACAAAUAUUCCCUUGGUUUUCAUGGUUGCAGUUUUUCAUCUGUAUCAGAUUCAAACCGUAUAGGAAUCUAAUGUCCAGCGAUGGGGGAAAGAAGAAAACCUAUGAUCUCCCUUCAUCUUGUUUCUCUCUCUAUGUGUGCAUAUCUUUAUAUAUGUAUAUAUCUAUGUGGGUUUAAGAUUAGACCUACAAUUAGAGGUUUGUGAUUAUGUCUAUGAGAGAGAAGAGAGAUAUAAGGCCUGUGCUGUUGAGAUUUGGGGUGGCUUUGGCUCUCUCUCUUGGUGGGAUUCUCUAUUCAAUCCUCAGAACCAAACCAACCAGACCCUCUAAAUCUCUGCCUCCUUCGGAUUGUGGCAAUCAAGUUGAUUCUGAAGUGGGAAAAUCUGGGCUAGAAAAUGAUCAUGAACAGGCAACAAUUAGUUAUUUCAAUACUGAUUCAAUUGCUCCAGAGAAACAUGAUGAGUCAUUUCUUCCCAAGGUUACCGCUGACAGUACGAUUUCCAGUCUCUCUCCGAGUGAUAGAUAUAGUGGAGGUAAAGAUGAGUUCCUCUUGCUGGAGUUUAAUGAGUUUUUGAAUGAAUUUGAUAUGGCUGCCCCAGAAGCUGGUUUUUCUCCAAGGAAACAUGUAGAAACAUCCUCGUCAGAUUUCGAAGCACCUAAAGCAUUUAAAUUUGCUGAGAGUGAAAACUACGAGAAAGAGAUUGAAAACUUGAGGAACAUGGUCAUAAUUCUUAGAGAGAGGGAGAGUACUCUUGAGGCCCAGUUGCUUGAGUAUUAUGGUCUUAAAGAGCAAGAAACCACUUUGAUGGAGCUCCAAAACCGAUUGAAGAUAAACAACGUGGAGGCCAAACUUUUUACUCUCAAGAUCGAGUCCUUGCAGGCAGACAAUAGAAGAUUGGAGGCACAAGUUGCUGAUUAUGCAGAAGUCAUGGCUGAGCUUGAAACAGCCAAAGCAAAAAUAAAGCUUCUCAAUAGGAAACUUAGGGCUGAAACUGAACUAAACAAAGAACAGAUCUUGACCCUUCAACAAAGAGUCACAAAGCUGCAGGACCAGGAACACGAGGCAGUUGCAAGUGAUCUCGAUGUUCAGUUGAAGCUGCAAAGACUAAAGAAUUUGGAGGAGGAGGCAGAGGAAUUAAGGAAGUCUAAUCAUAGUCUGCGGCUAGAAAAUACUGCUGUGGCUCAGAAGCUGGAGUCCACUCAAAUCCUCCCAACGUCUGUUUUGGAAGAUCAGGAGGCGGAAGCAUUAAAGAAAGAAACCCAUCGUUUAAGACAACAAAAUGAAGAUUUAAUGAAGGAAAUUGAGCAACUUCAAGCUGAUCGGUGUGGUGAUGUUGAGGAACUAGUCUAUCUCCGAUGGAUAAAUGCUUGCUUACGUUAUGAGCUGAGGAAUUAUCAGCCCGGACCCGGUGAAACAAUUGCUAGGGACCUUGGUAAAACCUUAAGCCCCGAAUCAGAGGAGAAAGCCAAGCAACUAAUACUUGAAUAUGCAAAUAGAGAAGGUGUGGGGGAAAAGGGGAUAAAUGUUGUGGACUUCGAUUCUGAUCGGUGGUCAUCCUUUCAAGCCUCCUAUCUUACAGACUCUGGUGAGUUUGAUGAUUCUUCUGUUGAUGAUUCAUCUGCUAAUAGAACAAACACUUCGAGCAAAACAAAACUUUUCAGUAAGCUCAGGAGACUAUUACGAGGGAAAGACAACCAGCAUCAUAGUCGGGGUUCUUCACUGGAGACAACUGCAUUUAUAGCAGAGAACUCCGGUGAUUCUCCACAGUGCAAUUCAGCUAUUCCAGCAGGGUUUGUCAAUGGAACAGAUGGGCAUGGCAACAGAUUGAGAACUUCUUCAUCUCAGGGUUUAUCUAGAUAUUCUUCGGAUCUCCAAAGAUCUUUCGAGUUAAAUAGGAGUGUAAAAGACAUCAAGGAUUUUGAACACCUUCGGAGAAACAGUGAUUUGGGAUCUUCAUAUGUUUGUGAAAUAUAUCCUUCAACCAGUGAUUGUGUUGUUGAUUCAGACCAAGAAAAUCAAUUUCACCAAGACUCGGAAACCUUUAAGAGAUCUGAAUUGUUGAAAUAUGCCGAAGUUUUGAAGGACUCGCGUGGUACAACUUCAAAAGUGCGCAAGAGAUCAAUGUCAUAUAGUUAGUUAUUUUUGACAGCUCUAUAGUUUUGAGAAAUGUCCGUUUAUUUAAAUUGGGCGUUCUAAACUCAAAACUCAAAUCUCUUUAGUCUCAAGAGUUUCCUAGUGAAUGCUCAAUGAACCACACACAAACACACAAACGAGACACAUUAUAUACAUUGUUAGGCUUCUAUUAGAAACUAAUUCUGUAAAUGAAGUAAGCAGUUUUUAUCAAUGAUGAGCAGUUCCCCAUAUAGUUGGAUGCAUCAAGUAAAGGUUCCCUGUAAUAGAUUUCUCUCUCUCAUUUUCUGUCCAAUGUUCAGUAUUAUCUCAUUUCUUUCA